Messenger RNA from Tinamus guttatus (white-throated tinamou), 2480 nucleotides. The record is from RefSeq and is a predicted model, not a curated record. Lineage: Eukaryota; Metazoa; Chordata; Aves; Tinamiformes; Tinamidae.
AGCAGUUUCUCAGUGCACACAAAAUAUUGGAUGUCUGCGGUAAAGCCAUGGCAGCUGAUGAUAAAGUUGCCAUUUUAACAGACGACGAAGAGGAACAGAAGAGGAAGUAUGUGCUUGCUGAUCCCUUCAAUGGCAUUGCCAAGGAUGCAGACCUGCAGCCCCAGAAUGAAUCCCCUUCGACAGAGACAACCACUGUCCCGGAUGAAGAGCUGGACUGGCUAGAAAAGCACUGUGUCAAAAUAAACAACGAUCUUCUGAUCUCAAAGGUCUUCUAUUUUUUCUUCUAUUCUGCAUAUGGCUCUCUCUACCCGCUGCUGCCCGUGUAUUACAAGCAGCUGGGCAUGUCACCCAGCCAGAGCGGACUUCUGGUGGGCAUUAGGUACUUCAUUGAGUUCUGCAGUGCCCCAUUCUGGGGGGUGGUGGCAGAUCGCUUUAGGAAAGGGAAGAUCGUCCUUCUCUUUUCACUGCUAUGCUGGGUUUUGUUUAACCUGGGGAUUGGAUUUGUUCGACCAGCCACCUUACGGUGCCUACCAAAGGGCCUUCCCCCAGCGCAUCCUACCAAUGCAAGCAGCCAUUUAACAACAGUUCUGCAAAAUGCAUCACUUUCUUCCCUGCUUGUCACAGCAAAUAUCACAUCCCAGAAAGUCCGUGGGAGGAGAGAUCUCUUCACCUCCAACCCAGUCACUUUGGAAACAACAGGGACAGCUCGGCCUGAAAUCACAUUCCUGUUACCUACUCAAAGCACCAACAUGGAUUUUGCCUUGGAAAACAGCACCCAUUUCAUGUCAAAAAACACGACCACUAGCCCAGUCUCACCAGGAAAUAUGUCUCAGAGAAGCACUCCAGCUGCCAGCACCACAAAGCCGAUGCCGUCAGACCAAGCUGUGCUUGUCUAUGAUCAUCAAGAAGUAGAAGCCAUCUUCCUCCUCAUUCUUCUGGUUGUCAUCAUAGGAGAGUUUUUCAGUGCUUCCUCCGUUACUAUCGUGGACACGGUAACUCUGCAAUACCUCGGCAAACACAGGGACCGCUAUGGGCUGCAGCGUAUGUGGGGUUCUCUGGGCUGGGGGCUGGCCAUGCUCUCUGUGGGCAUUGGCAUUGACUAUACCCAUAGCGAAGUGGCCAUUGAAGGGCAAGGAUGCAAAGCCCCCGAGUACAAGAACUACAGGAUUGUCUUCAUAGUUUUUGGCGUUCUGAUGACAAUGGCAUUAAUUGUGGCCACCCAGUUCCGAUUUCAUUAUGUGCACUUCAAGCAAGAUGAAAAUAAGAGAAAAGAAGUAGAGAUAUCGCAGGUGGACAGAAACACCUCCAACGAGUCCUCUGAUAACACCCCCACUAGCGUGAGCCAGUCGCAGUCUUUCAGUUUUUGGGAUCUGAUAAAGCUGCUGUGUAGUAUCCAGUACAGCUCUGUGCUCUUUGUGGCUUGGUUCAUGGGAUUUGGAUAUGGCUUCGUGUUCACCUUCCUUUACUGGCACCUGGAAGACCUGAAUGGCACGACCACUCUCUUCGGAGUUUGUUCUGUGCUUAGCCACGUGUCUGAGCUCACUGCCUACUUCUUCAGUCACAAGCUGAUCGAAUUGGUUGGUCAUAUCAGAGUGCUCUAUAUUGGCCUGGCCUGCAAUACAGCUCGCUACAUUUACAUCUCAUAUCUGGAAAAUGCCUGGACUGUUCUCCCUAUGGAAGUACUUCAAGGUGUGACCCACGCAGCCAUCUGGGCCGCCUGUAUUUCGUACCUGAGCGCGGCGGUGCCGCCGGAGCUGCGCACGUCGGCCCAGGGCAUCCUGCAGGGGCUGCACUUGGGCCUGGGCAGAGGCUGCGGAGCCAUGGUCGGCGGCGUUCUGGUCAACUACUUUGGUCCUGCUGCGACAUUCAGGGGAAUAGGAAUGGCUUGUUUAGUGAUUCUUCUUCUGUUUGCACUGAUCCAGUGGCUGUUGGUUCCUGAUGAAGAAGAAGAAAAGACGAUGCUGGCAGAGAGGAUCCCGGUGCCUUCCAGUCCUGUUCCGAUAGCAACUAUUGACCUGGUCCAGCAGCAGUCGGAAGAUAUCAUGCCUCGGGCUGAGCCCAGGCUCCCUCUGAAGAAAACCAAGCACCAAGAGGAACAGGAGGACGUGAACAAGCCUGCCUGGGGGAUCAGCUCUUCUCCUUGGGUCACCUUAGCUUAUGCCAUCUGCCAGAUAAAAGAGCUGGUUAAGCUAUCCAAAACCAGCCCAGCUCCCGAGAAUCAGCCUUUGCAGUUAGGAAAAGAGAUGGAAGUGAGAAUCGCGGUGCUUCGCCAGGCGGCUCCCCAGGACAACCCCAAAACGCGACAGAUCCUGGGCGGUCCAGCUCAGCGCCAGCAGCAGCAGCGGAUCCCCAAGCAGGGGACGGCCGUGUCAGGCCGGACCGUGACGCUCGGCCCGCCGCGGGAGGGCCCUGAGCGCCGCUCGUCUUACCCAAGCCAGUGCAUGGAAUUGUGCUUCUCAUCUGGGAAACGCCGGAGUUAG